AUGCAAACUGGUGAUUCUCCACGCACGCAUUCAAAUUCCAACUCUAAUAAGCCCCUUCCUGCUAUACCUAAGGAAGUUAUAGAAAUGCAGGAUAUAGAUAAGACUGACUAUAAUGAGAUCGAAGAAACCGCAUCAUCAACAUUAUACGACGAGCCGAGUAUAGUACCAGGGAAAGUCUCGCACUUGCAAGACCUAGAAGACCUACCUCAAGGACGACAUCUUGGGCUAUUCUCUACGAUUAUUCUUUUUGUGUCUAGAAUUCUCGGCAGUGGGAUAUUCAGUAUCACCGGUGGGAUAUAUGCUGACUGUGGACAAUCACCGGUCUUGUUCUUCUUGGCAUGGUUUGUGGCCUGUGUGGCUUCAUUUGGCGGGCUAUAUGUGUUUUUGGAAAUGGGAUCAAUCGUACCGCGCAGUGGUGGGGCCAAGGUGUUCCUUGAGUUCAUAUAUACCAAGCCGGAAUUAUUGGCACCGGUGGCAUAUUCCGUGUAUUCGGUGAUUUUUGGAUUCACGAUUUCUAACGUGUUGGUGUUUGGCGAAUAUUGCAUACAUGCUAUGGGAGUUGAACCUACCGAUUUGAAUACAAGAGCCACCGGACUUGUGUUUUUAUAUUUUGCUGCAUUUGUGCAUGGUGUUCAUGUAAGUCAUGGAGUGAGAAUUCAGAAUAUACUAGGUGGAUUGAAACUAGUACUAUUAGCAGUGAUGGGAUUAGCGGGGAUAUACGCCAUAGUAUUCCCACAAUCACUCACCGGAAUAGAAAAUCAAUUACACUGGUCAAACUUUUUCACCACUAAAUCCGAAGUCAGUGUGUCUACUUUCGCCAGUGCUGUCAUUAAGGCCUCGUUUGCAUUCAGUGGCUGGAACUCCGUUCAUACCGUGUCCAACGAAAUCAUUGACCCCGUACGCACAUUCAAGAUUGCCGGUCCUACGUCGUUGGCUAUCAUCACUGUGGCUUACUUAUUAACCAACUGGGCUUAUUUGGCCGUGAUCCCCAGCGAAGAACUCGUAAACAGUCAUACACUUACGGGAGCUAUCCUUUUCGAAAAGAUAUUCGGUAAACGCAUAGGUCAACAAUUUUUGACAUUUGCUGUGGCAUUAUGUGCCGGUGGGAACAUCUUUGUCGUGCUCUAUACCAUCUCUCGGGUAAGUCAAGAAGUUUUCCGUGAGGGCUACUUGCCAGGUUCGAAAUUCAUGUCAUCCAAUUGGCCAUACGGUGCGCCAUUGCGCACCCUCAUCUUAAGUGUGUCCAUCACUACUGCCAUUGUGUGUCUUUCCCCUCAUGGAGGGGAUAUUUAUAACUAUAUGGUUGCGUUAGAGGGAUACCCGCAACAAGUUGCCAUUGCAUUGGUCGCCAUUGGGAUAUUCAUUGUUCGUAAAAGGCAUCCUGAUUUACGUGCACCUAUACGAAGUGGUGUCGUGGGUACAUUACUCGUUUUUUUUAUUAGUUUAUAUUUGAUCAUUGGUCCAUUCGUGUCAAAGCAUAGUCCAAAUCCACCAGGUCUCGAGAGCUGGCCGUCAUAUGGAAUCACAGGGACCAUUGCCAUAUUAGCAUGUAUAUUAUUUUGGGUUUUCAAAUUUAGAUUAUUGCCUAGGUUAGGCGGGUAUGAGUUAGUUCAAGAAGAACGUCAAUUGCAUGACGGGUUAACUAUUAAACAAUGGAAUAAGGUAUACCACUAUUCGCAGUUAUAA
Spathaspora passalidarum NRRL Y-27907 is the source of this 1686-nucleotide messenger RNA. RefSeq lists its product as uncharacterized. Bases 1 to 1686 code for a protein of 561 amino acids. The record is from RefSeq and is a predicted model, not a curated record. The transcript has a single exon. NCBI's taxonomy places the organism in Eukaryota, Fungi, Ascomycota, Pichiomycetes, Serinales, Debaryomycetaceae. Gene Ontology annotation, cellular component: membrane. Gene Ontology annotation, molecular function: L-amino acid transmembrane transporter activity. Gene Ontology annotation, biological process: amino acid transmembrane transport.